AUGGCGAUGCCCCAGGUGAUGAAGGAUGAAACGGGGAGGCCUUUCAUCAUCGUUAGAGAUCAGGGCAGAAAGAAGCGGCAACACGGCAACGAGGCGGUUAAAUCACAUAUCCUCGCCGCGAGGACAGUUGCGAACAUCGUCAAGACAUCCCUAGGCCCCCGCGGACUGGACAAGAUCCUGAUAUCGCCAGACGGAGACAUUACGGUAACGAACGAUGGCGCAACUAUCCUCUCUCAGAUGGAAAUUUCCAACCACGUCGCGAAGCUGCUAGUGGAACUCUCCAAAUCCCAGGAUGACGAGAUAGGGGAUGGCACAACCGGCGUGGUAGUAUUAGCCGGCGCACUGCUCGAGCAAGCAGCGGACUUGAUAGACAAGGGCAUACAUCCUAUCCGCAUAGCAGACGGUUACGAUCAAGCGUGCGAGGUUGCCGUGGCGGAAUUGGACAACAUCAGCGACGUAAUAUCAUUCUCGAAAGAGGAGACGGGCAAUCUCUUCAAGGUCGCAAAGACGAGCUUAGGGAGCAAAAUCGUAUCCAAAGCCCACGACCAGUUCGCGCAGAUCGCGGUGGACGCAGUGCUCUCCGUGGCAGAUCUGGAACGAAAAGACGUGGACUUCGACCUCAUCAAGGUGGACAGCAAGGUUGGCGGCGCCCUGGAAGACACACUCCUCGUAAAGGGCGUUAUUGUGGACAAGGACUUCUCCCACCCCCAAAUGCCGUCCGAAGUACGGGACGCAAAGUUGGCCAUCCUCACAUGCGCGUUCGAACCGCCGAAGCCGAAGACGAAGCACAAGCUGGAUAUCACCACCGUGGAAGAAUUCAAGCGGUUACAGAAGUACGAGAGCAACAAAUUCACCGAGAUGAUCCAACAGAUCAAGGGCACAGGCGCGAACGUCGUGAUAUGUCAGUGGGGCUUUGACGACGAGGCAAACCAUCUUCUCCUGACCAACAAACUCCCCGCUGUGCGGUGGGUUGGCGGGCCUGAAAUCGAACUCAUUGCUAUCGCGACGAACGGCAGGAUAGUACCGAGAUUCGAGGACCUGAGUCCGGAGAAGCUGGGUAGAGCAGGUGUGGUUCGGGAGAUGAGCUUCGGCACGACAAGAGAUAAGAUGCUGGUCAUCGAGGAGUGCGCGAACACGCGGGCUGUCACGGUCUUCGUGCGAGGGAGCAACAAGAUGAUCAUCGACGAGGCAAAGCGCUCACUGCAUGACGCGCUCUGUGUCGUGCGGAACUUGGUCAAGGACAACCGCAUCGUGUACGGCGGCGGUGCAGCAGAAAUUGCAUGCUCAUUAGCUGUCGAGGAUGCUGCGGUCAAGAGCCCCGGUCUAGAGCAGUACGCCAUGCGCGCAUUCGCCGACGCUCUCGACUCAGUCCCCAUGGCGCUCGCCGAGAACUCUGGCCUCAGCCCUAUUGAGACCCUCGCAGCCAUCAAGUCGAGACAGGUCAAGGAGAAAAACUCACGUCUAGGUGUUGAUUGCAUGCAGACCGGUAGCAACGACAUGAGGGAACAUUUCGUAAUCGACCCGCUCAUCUCGAAACGGCAGCAACUUCUGCUCGCGACGCAGCUAUGCCGGAUGGUUCUGAAGGUGAAUAACGUGAUCAUCGCCGGAAGCGACGACAAUGAGUUCUGA
Molecule: messenger RNA, 1629 nt
Organism: Coniosporium apollinis CBS 100218
Lineage: Eukaryota; Fungi; Ascomycota; Dothideomycetes
Product: T-complex protein 1 subunit epsilon
Exons: 5
Coding region: 1-1629 (542 amino acids)
Biological process (GO): protein folding
Cellular component (GO): chaperonin-containing T-complex
Molecular function (GO): ATP-dependent protein folding chaperone; ATP hydrolysis activity; ATP binding
Source: RefSeq, a predicted model, not a curated record